AUGGGGAACGAUAUUGGGGACCUGUCGGUCCAGGAGAAGGAGGCCAAUGUGUCUGCCCAGCUAGAGGAGCUUGAAGCCCUUGAGGCGAUUUAUGGGGAAGGUUAUGAGGCCGUGGGAGGUUCCACCGCAUCGCCGCAGCUUCGCAUCCGGGUGUCCGAGAUCCCACUCGUUAGCCUCCACCUGCGCUUACCUGUGGGGUACCCGUCCCGCGACUUUCCGGAAUUGGAGAUCAAAGCGCCGGGGCUCGGGCAGGCGGCACGCAGGAAACUCCGCGAAGCCCUGUUGCCUUCGGCUUCCCCAAGUAGUGAAGCCGUGGAAGUCGCCAAACCAUCCCCUGGUGGGACCGUCGUCGUUUUUGAUUGGGUCGAGACUCUCCGAGACUUGCUAUCCCGAACAGACUACACCAGCGGUUCUCCUGCAGCAGACGGCGGCGACGACAACGACGGCGACGAGACAACCGUUUCGACGCUCCCCGCAACAACGGGCAAAUUUGACGAGGACGAGGAGGCAGGGGAAGAACCAUUGGAAGCGGAACUCCCGGCGGAAGAGUACAUGGAGAUUUUCCACGGCCAGGCGUUCACGGAUCGAAAGAGCACGUUCCAGGCGCACCUCGCAAGGGUGUCCUCCGAGUCUCAGGUGACGCGGGUGAGGCGUCGACUGAUGGAAAACGGUAAGGUUGCCCGUGCGACCCACAACGUGGCCGCCUGGAGAGUAUGGGACGAGGACAGGGGGGUUCAACUGCACGACAACGACGACGAUGGCAAGUGAGAGUGGCGCAGGCAGCCGACUGGCGCACAUGCUGGCCAUCACUGGAGUUCAGAACGUCGUGGUGGUUGUGUCACGGUGGUACGGGGGCAUACACCUCGGACCCGACCGUUUCAAGCACAUCAACAACGCGGCGAGGGAACUGCUCGUGUACUGCGGCGCCACCAAAGCAGACGGGGAAAUAGGGCGAGGCGGGGCAGGAGGGAAGGCAAGGGUUCGACGGAAACGAGGCUCGGGAGGCGGCGGAUCAUAGAUGCAAAAAUUGCGGCAGAAUAUUUGACAAUGGGGGGUUGGCGGUUGCGUGGAUGUGGCGGAACCGGUCAGCAGGUCCGUCCAGAACAGCCUGGCGUCUCUUGUAGGAGGGUAGUCGACGCGUCUAUUUUUAACGGGAAAGAUCAUCACACAGGCGACUCCCCUUUUGACAAGCUGCGAAAAAGCAACACAGAGCAACAAGAGAACACUAUCAGGUUGCAGUGCGUGUCCACUACUGUUUGGGCCUGUUGAACAUGUCCAUCCGUUGACAUUCGGGCACACGAUUUCCUGCCACGUUGCGGAGAACCAAACGAGAUCCGCGCAUGCGCGAUAAGGCGCCUGGUCCGUAAUCUUGUCAGUUGGAAGAAAUUCAAAGCAGUCUGUGUCGAAAUUCCAAUCCGAGUUGGGUUGGUUGCUGCGCCGGAAACAAAAGGACGUAGAUGGAGGUUUUUUCGAGUUGUGUUCGUCUGGAAGA
This is a messenger RNA of Ectocarpus sp. CCAP 1310/34, 1492 nucleotides long. The record is from the annotation of a GenBank genome assembly. NCBI's taxonomy places the organism in Eukaryota, Phaeophyceae, Ectocarpales, Ectocarpaceae.